Messenger RNA from Nerophis lumbriciformis (worm pipefish), 5077 nucleotides. The record is from RefSeq and is a predicted model, not a curated record. Lineage: Eukaryota; Metazoa; Chordata; Actinopteri; Syngnathiformes; Syngnathidae.
GCGAGAGCGCUGGUGUGCCGCGCGACCGCAGCGUGGGAUGUGGCGCUGGUGUGGGCUGCCUGCCUGAGUGCCUGCGUGGAGUGGAGUGGAGCGGAGUGGAGUGGAUACGCCCACGGCUCAGCCUCCCCCUCCGCCGCUCAAUCACACGGUGGGACUCGCCAGAGGACGGAGACUGGCGGCGACCGGCUGCGUCCAUCCAGGGUCCAGCGGGGAGGGCGUGAAAGGACAUGGGAGCGUCUGGCCGGCCCCAGCAACGCUCAUCUGACAGGAUCGGCCAAAGGACAACUUGCCAAAGGAGCAGCCGCAGACAAACGCCAACAGCGGCUCUGGCAGCGAGCACACGGAUUCGGAGGGAGUAAAACCACAACUGGACAGGGGCCAAACUUGCAUGGGGGCCAAAUCCCCGUCCAAGACUCAGCGCGUCUCCUCCAUCUAGCGCCUCCAUCCCCUCCCGUCUCCCAUUCGCCCUCUUUCACUCUCAUGGGAGUGACAUAGACGCCGGCGCUCUGUCCGCCCCAGGUAGGGAUGUCGUGGAAAAGGAACUACUUUGCGUCCGGCGGCGGAGCGGUCGGCGGGGUGCAGGGGCUGGCGACCCCGAGAACCAUGAACUCCAUCGCGCCCAGCAAGGGCCUGAGCAACGAGCCGGGACAGAACAGCUGCUUCCUGAACAGCGCUCUGCAGGUUUUGUGGCACCUGGACAUCUUCCGCAGAAGCUUCCGGCAGCUGACCACGCACAAGUGCAUGGAGGACUCCUGCAUCUUCUGCGCACUGAAGAGCAUCUUCGCCCAGUUCCAGUUCAGCAGCGAGCGCGUGCUGCCGUCGGACGCGCUGCGCAGCGCCCUGGCCAAGACCUUCCAGGACGAGCAGCGUUUCCAGCUCGGCAUCAUGGACGACGCCGCCGAGUGCUUUGAAAACCUUCUGAUGCGCAUCCACUUCCACAUCAGCGCCGAGAGCCGAGAGGACAUCUGCACGGCCAAACAUUGCAUCCCACACCAGAAGUUUGCCAUGACUCUGUUUGAACAGUGUGUUUGCAACAGCUGCGGAGCCACGUCGGACCCACUGCCCUUCAUUCAGAUGGUGCACUACAUCUCCACCACGUCCCUGUGUAACCAGGCAGUGAGGAUGCUAGAGGUCAGAGAAAAGGCUACGCCGGACAUGUUUGGGGAACUUCUGCGCAACGCCAGCAACAUGGGAGACCUCCGCAACUGUCCUAGCAACUGUGGCGAGGUGUUGCGUAUCCGCCGCGUGCUGAUGAACUCGCCGGAGAUCGUCUCCAUCGGGCUGGUGUGGGACUCGGACCACUCCGACCUGGCCGAGGACGUCAUCCACAGCCUGGGGACCUGCCUGCGCCUGGGCGACUUGUUCUACCGUGUGACAGAGGAGCGAGCUCGCCAGGCAGAGCUCUACUUGGUGGGCAUGGUGUGCUACUACGGCAAGCACUACUCCACCUUCUUCUUCCAGACCAAGAUACGCAAAUGGAUGUACUUCGACGAUGCCCAAGUCAAAGAGAUCGGCCCUAAGUGGAAGGACGUGGUGUCCCGCUGUAUCAAAGGCCAUUAUCAGCCCCUGCUGCUGCUCUACGCUGACCCCCGUGGGACGCCGGUGAUACUGCAGGAGAGCUCCAACCCCUGCACCGGCUCCAACCCGCAGCUGGAGCUCCAGCACUGCAGCGGCAGCAGCAAGGCGGGCUACGACAGCGAGGACUCCGGUCGGGAGCCGUCCAUUUCCAGCGAUACCCGGACGGACUCGUCGACGGACAGCUCGAGUCACCGCGCCUCACGCAGUCGACCUCUGCACCAAUCCACGGGCAGCCACCUGUCCAGUGACUCUCAGACCACCGUGGUCUGCAACUACCAGCUUGGCACGCCGUCCCACGGUGCAGACGCCGGAGAGUCAGCAGUGGAGGGUCCACCCGGGCCGCCCUCCCCUCCCCUGCAGGAGUACAAGGAGACGGCGGUCUUCCUGCUGUCGUCCCGACGCCCGCUCACCUCCUCCUCGUCUUCCUCUCGCCCUCUGUCCUCCUCCUCCUCGUCAGGGGUGGGGGGCUGCGAGGGCGGGGUGGGGGGCCGUCACUGGGAGGAUGAGAGCACCAGCAGCGAGAGCAAGUCCAGUUCCUCCGGAGGCUGCUACCGGCCCACCUGGAGGCCCCGCAGAGAAGCCCUGAACAUCGACAGCAUCUUCUCCACCCAGAGGGUCUGCUCUCAGGGCUACCACACCCUGCCGGGCCCCACUCUCCCUCCGCCCCCCCAGCCGCCCUUACCGCCGGUGCGGCCCACCACGCCCACGCCCACGCCCACGCCCACGCCGCGAGGCUCUCAGCAGGCUGCGGCGCUGGAGGCGAGAAUCGGGCUGGCGGGUCCGCCCAGGUCGUCGGGCGGUGGCGGCCGACCCACCACGGGCCCGCCCGCCCCUCCGCCCCUGAGGGGGGUGGAGCACCAACCCCGCCUGAUCCAGAGGAUGGAGAGCGGCUACGAGAGCAGCGAGAGGAACAGCAGCAGCCCUGACAGGGAGGUGGGCCAACACAAGCGGGCGCUCAUGUCCGGACCCUCAUGGCGCUCGGUGCCCAAGUCCAAGAGCAGCGGUGCUAUCCUGCAGGAACUGCCCUCACCUGGACGCCGUGGUGCCUCCAACACAGGGCGCAGUGAGCUGGACGAGCUCCAGGAGGAGGUGGCGAGGAGAGCCCGCCAGCAGGAGCAGCAAAAGCGCAAAGAGGCGGAGCGAGAGGCGGCCAUGGGGUUCAACCCCAAACCCAGCAAGUUCAUGGACCUGGAUCAGCUUCAGCACCAGGCCGUGCAUGAGACUAGCGCUCAAAGCGCAUCGGCUGUAGCCGCGUGCAUGAGGAGCGCCGCAGGGGCCCCCGCGCUCAAACGCAGGCAGGAACAGGAAACGGAACGCAGUGAACAGCCUGGCCCGGUCCAAGUACUGCUGACACCCAAUCAGGAGGAGUUCGAGGACCAGGCGUCGGCCAACCAGAACCCGCCCCCUCUGCCCCCUCUUCCCCCUCCGCCCCCGCCCUACCGUGCCCCCGCCGCCCCUCCCUGCCCUGCCGCGCUCACCCUCAGCAUCCCCCACCCGUGCGCCCCUUCCAGCCGGGGCGGGGGCAGCGACACGGGGGUGCGGCUGUGCGAGCUGCUGCAGGCGGGGGGCGUGAGCGUCAGACCCCUGGGAAGGCACUUGGCCAUCUCGCUACCGUCGCUCCCCUUGCGGUUUUGGGACGCGCCCGUCACGCCACCCCCUCGUCCCCCUCCCCCCCCGCCUCCGGAAGCCCCCGGGCAAAGGAAACCUGCCUCCCCUCUCUGGCAGCCGCCCCAGCCGGCUCCCGCCCCGCAGCCUUGGCGGCCCGCCGACGGCGCCACCCGCCAUUGGUCGUCCUGGAGUCUGGACCGCCCCGACGCCAUGGUGACGCCCUAUGACACCCCCCCGGACCACUGGGCUCCCAUCCCGCCUAGGCAGUGUGCCAGUCUCCCCCCUUCUCGGGGGCACCACGGCGACCCCAGGAGCUGUGAGCACGAGGAGGCGGAGUUGACGGAACUCGACACCCUUUACCAGGCCAGUCUGCAGGCGGGGAGGACAGGCUGCAGCCCGUCAGAGCGGCUUAUAUCCAGAGUGGGCGGCCAGGCCCGCUCCAGAACCCCCAACGCCGACAUGGAGAGGAGCGUGUUCGGGCCGGACGGCGCCAGAAGCCCCACCUACCUCAACAAGCCAAUGGUGUUGCAGGGUCCACGUUUGGGGGCGGGGCCCGACGAGGCGGGCAACCUGAGGCGAAUCGGACGCAGCCUGAGCGGCACGGUGGUGGUGACGCCGCGCCACGGCCGACUGACCGCCACCCGCAGCUUUGUGAGUGACCACCCGUCGCCCCCCUGUGGCCGGCGCGGCUCACUGCAUGCCGUCGUGGCGACACGCUUCCUGUUUCUUCACCUCUCUCUGCUUUUCUUUCUCCUUCUUCUUCUCUGUCUUUGUGCUGUGUGUCUUCCCAAGGCGAAGCAGGCUGACGCCAGUGCCUCCCAUUGCUUACUUCCUCUCUCCUGAGUCCCUGUCGCUAUCGCACCUCCAUCACUUCCUCCAUCCUCUUCAUCACCAACACUUGUCAUCACCACCUCCCUCCACCGCCUCACAGGAGUUGUCGGGCGGCGCCGGGAGUUUCUGGCUGUGUCUGACGGGGGUCAAGCUGGACCAGAGUCCCGCCCGCCCUCACUGAUCCUCGGGCGCCACUAGGGACGGACAAGCCCCUCCCCCUUUCCUGCAAAUGCCACGCAAAACCACACGCACGCACACACCUGCAGCGACGUAGAGCGCCCUUGCUUGGCCCCGCCCCCUUUUCCUGGAACCCUUUAACCCCACUAUUCUGUCUAUGCAGUCACUCCUGGCCCAUCCCGAUAGCCACGCCUCUUCCUCUUUCUUCACGGGCAUUUCCUGUCGGACGUAGCAGAGCUGAUUGGGGGACGUUGUACAGAACAGCAGGAGCCCCGCCCCCUUUUUCCUGCCCUCCAGCCAAUCACAGCUCCCCCUGUUUCUACCUGGAGCUCCCAGUUGGAUUAUUUUCUCCCCUCCCCUUCCUUUCGACCGUCGCUUCCCUUCCAAAAAAAAUGACCCAGUAGCGAGUGGGGAAGAUUGUAGGAACGACGCUCUAGUGCACUUUGCGAGGAGACGAAGUGCACUUUUUUACCGAAGGACUGAAGGGAGGAAGCUUCACUUUAAAAAAAAAGGUCUCAGGUUCUAAUCCGCGAUACACUUUAUACUCCCGGUCAGGCCCAGACAUGUUGCUUUAAAUGUGCGUUAGAGCUCUAUUUUCAGCCUGCCUGCUGGAGGAUGUCAACCAUGUUGGUCACGCACACACACACACACACACACACACACACACACACACACACACACACACACACACUUGUAUUUUCUACCUUCUUGAGACAUAGGAAAAAAGCCUACCUCUUUAGGACCAGCCUUUCUAGAUAUAUAAAGAUGUGUAUUUACAACAUUAAUAAUAUAUACAUACUAUGCAAAUAUAUGAAAAAAAGCUUUAUUAUAAAAGAAUUUCACAAGAAAAAGGUCACAAUUUCACAAGAAAAACUUUGAAUCU